Messenger RNA from Dermatophagoides pteronyssinus (European house dust mite), 814 nucleotides. Its product is annotated as glutathione S-transferase kappa 1-like. Lineage: Eukaryota; Metazoa; Arthropoda; Arachnida; Sarcoptiformes; Pyroglyphidae. Gene Ontology annotation, molecular function: glutathione transferase activity; glutathione peroxidase activity. Gene Ontology annotation, cellular component: peroxisome; mitochondrion. Gene Ontology annotation, biological process: glutathione metabolic process. The record is from RefSeq and is a predicted model, not a curated record.
AACGACAACAAUCAAACUGGUUAUUCAUUUAUUCAUUUAUAGUCAUUUUGAAUAGCAUACGAUAAUCAGGUUGUUGCAACAAAUAAAAACAAUUCUGGUAACAAAAUGACAAUUGUAGAAUUUUUCUUCGACAUUCGAUCUCCAUUUUCAAGAGUUCAACAUGAAUUACUUCAACGACAAUUGGGUCAUUGGAAAUCGAUGACACAAUUACGGAUGACACCUGUUUUGAUUCGAAAAAUGUUUGAAGCAUCUGGUAAUCCAUCGCCAGCAUUAAAUCCUGCAAAACUAACAUAUUUGUCUCGUGAUUUGGCUAUGGUCACCGAUUAUUAUAAGAUGGAUUUUACUCUUCCAAAAGAUUUUCGCAAAUUUGCCACCGAAAUGCCAUUGGAAAAUACGCAACUAUUUUUGACCGCUAUACAGAAUCAUUUGGAUGAAGCUACAUUUAAUCGUUUGGUGGGCGUCAUUUUUCGCAGUUAUUUUCAUGAACCACCAGAACAUGUCUGGAAAGUUGAUGUUCUUAAACAAUUGGCCAUCAAUGAUGGAAUAGCUUCCGAUAUUGUGGAAAAAGCUAUCAAUGUAAUGAAAAGCGAUGAAAAUCAAGCUAAAUUGCAACAAAACAAUGAUAAUUGUGCUAAACUUGGUGCAUUCGGAUUGCCUGUAACAUUAGUACAUUCCGAUAAUAAUAAAGAUACAUGGGUUUUUGGUUCGGAUCGUAUGCACAUUGUUGGUCGUUUGUUGGGAGAAAAAGAACCACCCAUUCUUUUACCUUAAUUUUUUGAAAAAUAAAAAUGAUUUGUUUUAAAUAAAAAAAAAA